AUGACAUCUCCGAAUAUCAAAUCCCAGCCUAAAGUCUGGACAAAGGGCCCAUACCAAAUUUCAACCGACACGUUCUUAAUCCCUGUCGUAACAUUAAACUCCUGGUUUGCAAGCGAUGAAUUAUACUGGGCGAGACCAAUGCCCGAGCCCGCCUUGCGCGAAACACUACAAAACUCCCUCUGCUUCGGCUUGUACCACGGCCCACGCCAAAGCCAAGCCGACGAAAAAGCGCGAGAGCCCAAUACCAAUGCCCCCGAAUUCAUCGGCUUCGCACGCUGCAUCACAGAUUCCACCACGUUCAUCUACCUAACGGAUGUCUUCAUCCUGCCCUCUCACCAGGGGUCUGGACUCGGGACCUGGCUCGUGAAAUGCGUGCAGGAGGUUAUCGAGUCUAUGCCGUAUUUGAGGAGAUCGUUGCUUUUUACAGGGGAUUGGAAGCGGUCUGUGCCGUUUUAUGAGAAGUUUAUGGGGAUGAAGGUUUUGGAGUGUCGACCUCCGGUUGAUGGGCAAAAGGGCCAGGGUACGGCUGUUAUGAUGCGGAAGUGGAAAGGGGUUCCAGGCUUUGAGGGAGAUACUUAG
Penicillium lagena is the source of this 579-nucleotide messenger RNA. RefSeq names its product GNAT family N-acetyltransferase. NCBI's taxonomy places the organism in Eukaryota, Fungi, Ascomycota, Eurotiomycetes, Eurotiales, Aspergillaceae. The transcript has a single exon. The record is from RefSeq and is a predicted model, not a curated record. Bases 1 to 579 code for a protein of 192 amino acids. Gene Ontology annotation, molecular function: acyltransferase activity, transferring groups other than amino-acyl groups.